This is a messenger RNA of Lecanosticta acicola, 2094 nucleotides long. NCBI's taxonomy places the organism in Eukaryota, Fungi, Ascomycota, Dothideomycetes, Mycosphaerellales, Mycosphaerellaceae. The record is from the annotation of a GenBank genome assembly.
AUGCGAUCCCUCAUGAGCUGCUACCACUUCCCCUGGCUGCUCCUCCUAGCCCACACGAGUCAAGCACUCCUGCACGCCUCGGAAACCCCCCAGCGCCUCACCCUCUCCAACGACCGCCUCACGGCCUCCGUAAAUAAAAGCACCGGCGCAAUCGACGCCCUGUCCCUAGACGGCCAAGACCUCCUCGGGACCCCGUCGUCCAGCAACCCGGCUGUCGGCCCGUAUCUCGAUUGCUACUGCAUCCCCGGCGGCAAUGGAGCGUAUACCCCGGGAUCCAUGGACGCGCGAUACCAACUCCUGACCGCAUCAGAUAAUCCCUCCUGGGUCGGCAUCGUCAUGAGCGAAAUCUACCCCCCGACAGGCCAAUUAUUCGAACAAUACUGGUUCCUGCGCGACGAGGAGACGGGUCUCCACACGUUCAGUCGGCUGGCAUACCACAACAGCAGCACGCGUUUCGUCAGAAAUCUAUCCGAAUUUAGAACGCUCUUCCGGCCCAACACGCGCCUCUGGACGCAUCUCAGCACGAACGAGAAGACGUUCGCUCCGCUUCCGGAUCACAAUCCCGCCACGGGGGACCUGGAGGAUGCCGUGAAGGUGCAAGACGCGACGUGGUACCUGCGCAAUCGCUCCGAUCCGUACGUGCAGGGCAUGAGCGAUUACUUCACCAAGUAUACGUUUUCCGAUUCCUGGCGCGAUCACCGCGUCCACGGGCUCUUCGGCUCCAACGGCACGACGGCGGCGACGUUCGGUGCCUGGUUCGUGAUGAACACGCGCGAUACGUAUUUCGGGGGCCCUCUGCAUUCGGACCUGACGGUCGAUGGGUUCGUGUAUAAUUACCUCGUGUCGACGCAUCAUGGGGAUCAGACGCCGAAUAUCACGGAUGGAUUCGAUCGGACGUUUGGACCGGGAUACUAUUAUUUCAAUUCGGGGCCGGGAGAUGCGAGUUUGCAGGCGUUGAGGAGCGAUGCGCUGAGGUAUGCGGAUCCGGAUUGGAGUAGGGACUUUUAUGAUGAGAUUGCGGAGUUUGUUCCUGGUUAUGUUCCGUCUUCGGGGAGAGGGAGCUGGAGAGGCAAGAUCGAACUUCCCCAGGGCUCCACGAGGCCCGUGGCAGUCCUAUCCCAGAGUGGCGUCGAUUUCCAGGAUAACGUGGCAAAUACCAGUGCGUAUCAAUACUGGGCAGACAUCGAUACAACGACGGGCUCUGUAUCCAUCUCCCAUGCCAAGCCCGGCCUAUAUCGCUUGACCGUUUACGCCGAUGGGAUCUUCGGCCAGUACGAACAAGACGACAUCCUCAUAUCCGCGGGACAAGAGACGACCACCGUUGCAGCAUGGCGAGAAGAAGCAGCCGGCCAAGAAAUCUGGCGUAUCGGGACUCCAGAUAAAUCGUCAGGGGAAUACCGUCACGGCGACCAGCUGGAUCCCACGCAUCCUCUCCAUCCCGAAGAAUACCGCAUCUACUGGGCCAUCUAUGACUACGUCGACGAUUUUCCCGAAGGCGUGAGAUUCGAGAUCGGAAAGAGCGACGAGGUUCGAGAUUGGAAUUAUGUGCACUGGAGCGUCUUUGGCGGAUCCGGCAAUUCCAUCCGUAGGCAACCGCAUUAUGGCGAUGGCAAUGUGAACAACUGGACAAUCCUCUUCGAUGUUUCCGGAGAUCAACUGCAGCGGAAGAGAGAGGCGACAUUCACGGUGCAGCUUGCUGGGGCCAAAACAGCGGCGGGAAAUACGGAUACCUUUAAUGCCAGUCAGCUGUAUUCCGACUUGCCGUACACUGUGGUGGUGAACGGGCAUGCGCUUGAGCCUUGGAUCAUUCCGUAAGUCCUUCUCCUUCUUCAACAGCAAGUCGCAAACAAUGCAUGGAAUGUCCAGCUGAUGAUCGGCACGCACAGGUACUACCAGAGCAGCUCCUGCGCCGUCAGAUCCGCCGUGAGCUGUUACAACCUCGCGCACAAAUUCGUGUUUGAUGCUUCGUUGUUGACCGUCGGCAAGAAUGCGCUCGUCCUCCGUCUCCCGUUCAAUGGGACGGACUAUGAGUCGGCGAUUCUAUCCCCAUCGGUGUACGUCCAGUACGAUGCUCUACGACUAGAGGUUCGAUAG